This is a messenger RNA of Penicillium chermesinum, 1038 nucleotides long. RefSeq lists its product as uncharacterized. The record is from RefSeq and is a predicted model, not a curated record. The transcript has 2 exons. The coding region runs from base 1 to 1038 and encodes 345 amino acids. Lineage: Eukaryota; Fungi; Ascomycota; Eurotiomycetes; Eurotiales; Aspergillaceae.
AUGGCUUCCAAGAAGGAACAGUCUGAAACAGCUGUCACGCCGCGGGGAGCUCGAGACUCUCGCAGGGCCGACUCGGACAGCUUUCAGCUGUCGCGAACCGCCUGCGCCGCCCGCUUCCUCCUGGUGCUCUUCGCCAGCCUCCUGCUGAGCACGCUCUUCUUCUCGUUGACUGCAAGCCUGAAUCGCGAUGAUCUCGCCAUCAUCAGUAAGCACCUGGAAGGAUGGGAGGAGGUUGCCGGCCUACUAAGCUGGAGAGCUGUUGAGAUCGGCUUAUCUUGGGGCUUAGGAUUUGACAUAAUGACAGACAGAGAUGUCGCCUCCUUCUUGUUCCUCACCCACCUCCCCACUUACUCCCUGCUGUACUUCUUCUACGGCGUCCGGCCGACUUCGAUCCUGGUAUCUUUCGCGAUCACCAUUCUAUCAACCGUGAUUCCAUUCACCUACUUGCGCAAGCCCGCUUCGGUCCAUGAUCUAUCGCACGCGCCUUCCGGCUCCGUGGCAAAUCGGACUAUCCUGCAAGACCGCCUUACUACCCUCUAUACCUCUUUCGCAGCAACCUCUAUUUUCAGCGUGAUAAUCUACGUCUGCUACUCCACGUGGCUUCCAGCUCAGCUGGUGGUUCACUUCGAAAGCAUCCCCGAUAUCACAGCUGCAAGUUCAGGCGCUGCAGGUCUCUUUGGUCUCUACCUGACCCUCAUCCCAGCCGGUUUCGCCAUACGCGACUUCCUCUUUGUCAGCUCGGCUGGUCGCUCAUCGAAUGCGGGAGAGCCCCAGCACCCUGUUAGUCGCGAGGGCGAGUAUCUGAUCACGGCCAUCUAUCGUAAGACGUGGGGCCGGCUUUCGGCAAAGACUCAGGUUCUCGUUUCCCGCACGUUCAUCCUUGCUGCUGCGGUCUUAAUCAAUUCGACCGUGCAGAUUGCAGGAACUAUCCGUGGUGUCUCGGCUCAGGGUGCAUCCGUGUGGGGUGCGGUUUGGGCCCUUGCGACUGUGGUUGUGGGAGCGCUUUUCGGCUGGAUUGAAGCUGCCGAAGGCGUGUAA